This is a messenger RNA of Penicillium taxi, 1269 nucleotides long. RefSeq names its product DMT family transporter. Lineage: Eukaryota; Fungi; Ascomycota; Eurotiomycetes; Eurotiales; Aspergillaceae. Bases 1 to 1269 code for a protein of 422 amino acids. The record is from RefSeq and is a predicted model, not a curated record. Gene Ontology annotation, cellular component: membrane. The transcript is spliced from 5 exons. Gene Ontology annotation, biological process: regulation of peptide transport.
AUGGCUCCAGCCUCAGGUCCGCCUGUCACAAGACUUGGAUUUGCCAGACGGACACUAGGCAUAGUGCUGCUCUCAAUUGUGGUCGUUCUAUGGACAGCCUCGAAUUUUCUAGGAAGCACCAUCUUCGCCGAUAAUACCUACCCGAAGCCUUUCUUCGUAGUUUACCUCAACACAUCUCUCUUCCUCUUGCCUCUUUUCACUAUCCUUCUGAGCAGGGUAUGGCGUCUCUGGCGCGCCGAUAAGCUGUCGCAGGUCACUUCGCUUCGAACCCUGCUGCUACAUCUAGAUAGGGAUAUUCCAGAAGAUGAAGAGCAGAGCAUAUUGCGCAGCGACUCUUUCGAUACUACGUAUGGCGGUGAAGUUGGCCGUGAACAUGCUCGCGUGGACGACGCGCAUGCAAAGUUGGGGUUGAGGGAGACAGCGAAGCUCAGUUUCGAAUUCUGCCUUCUCUGGGUAUGUACCGUUAUGUUUCAAGGCUGUAACGCAAAUUACUUCGCUAUGGCUUGUCUUCAGUUUACCACCGUGUCUAGUACAACCAUUCUGACAUCUACUAGUGGAGUCUGGACAUUAAUAUUCGGCGCAAUGAUUCAAGUUGAGAAAAUCACACUGCGCAAGAGUCUAGGGGUCUUCGCCUCUCUGAUCGGUAUCAUCCUGAUCUCACGCGUGGAUCUCUCAGGACCAGACGAGACCCCGGUCGCAGGCCGUGGCGAAGGAUCAUUCCCGCACAAAUCUGCCGGCGAGAUCGCUCUCGGUGACGCCAUGGCAGCAUUUAGUGCCCUGCUGUACGGUGUCUACACGAUAGUGAUGAAAAAGCAAGCAGGCGAUGAAUCACGAGUGAAUAUGCAACUAUUCUUCGGUCUAGUGGGGCUCUUCAACGUUGUACUGUUGUGGCCUGGAUUCAUCAUUCUACAUUACACUGGAAUUGAAACGUUCGAGCUUCCUAGCACGAGCCGGGUUUGGAUGAUUAUUCUGGUCAACUCGCUCUCCUCAUUUGUCUCGGAUGUCGCUUGGGCAUACGCUAUGCUUCUGACCACUCCUCUCGUCGUGACAGUUGGUCUUAGUAUGACUAUUCCGCUCUCGUUGGUUGGCCAGAUUUUCCUGCAGGGACAGUAUGCGCCUGUGCUCUACUGGCUGGGUGCGGCCAUCGUGUUCCUGUCUUUCAUGAUCGUAAAUCAUGAAAGUAAGUUGCAGGAUGAGGUUACCGUUGUUCCUAGGCAUCCGAGGCCCUCAUCUGGAGAGUAUGAAAGCAUUCCAAGCGAGGAGAUAUAG